Molecule: messenger RNA, 2202 nt
Organism: Silurus meridionalis
Lineage: Eukaryota; Metazoa; Chordata; Actinopteri; Siluriformes; Siluridae
Product: digestive cysteine proteinase 1-like
Exons: 11
Coding region: 140-1762 (540 amino acids)
Biological process (GO): immune response
Cellular component (GO): lysosome
Molecular function (GO): cysteine-type endopeptidase activity
Source: RefSeq, a predicted model, not a curated record
UCGGUGGACCUGGGGAGGCGUGAAUUAGUUGGUGCAGGUCUCGAUAAGCGCGAGCUGUUUGGGUUCCCCGAGGUGUAGGUUUCACGCGAAAACGUGUGCACGGUUUCUUGCAACCUCAUGUGCUUUUAUUAACUUCAUUAUGUGGACAUUUCUAGCUGUAGCCGUGAUGGUCUGCUGUGCAUCAGGGCGGAAAGUACCCGAUUUUGGACAAAUGUACCAUAUAAAAGGUGUGAUUUCAUUACCCUAUGCUGAAAUCAAAGAACCAUUUGAGGGCUGGUAUGAUCUACAGGGGAAGAGAAGCAGAAUUGACUAUUACCAUGGACAAGUUUCCACUUUUCAGCUCAGCGCAGCUGGAGAUCAUGGUGUCGGCUACAAAAUCACACCUGUGACAACUGAGACUGAAUUUAAUACUAUGAAAUGCUUCCAAGUCAAUGGAAGUAAGGAGGAUCCAGUUCUGCCUCAAGCUGCACUGCCCAACCCACAGGGUUUUCAGUUUGAAUUAAUUGAAUACUUUGCGGGCCACUUGUGUGAGGUGUGGAAAAACGUCACUGUUGUUGGACACAAAAAGAACACUUACCGUCUUUGGGUGGCUCGGCCAGAGGGUGGAGUGUCACCGGCUAUCCCCUACCAUUAUGAAAUGAUGGGUUACAACACUCUUCUUGGUUCCCACUAUGACAAAUACCUCAUCGACUACAGUGACUUCAGCCCUAAAACUGACCCUAAAGACUUUGAUCUGCCUGCUGGCAUGAGCUGUGGGCCUUUUCCUGGUCCAGGAGUGACACACAGUAUAUUAGCCAAUCCCAUUCAAGAUCUGAUUCAUACUUCUCCUGUGGGCCAUGUCAAUCGCUUAUUUGGGCACUUUAAGGAAAAAUAUGAGCGUAGCUAUGAAGAUGAGGUGGAACAUGAAAAGCGAGAACAUAACUUUGUACAUAAUGUUCGUUAUAUUCACUCCAUGAACAGAGCGGGCCUGUCCUAUUCCCUGUCUGUAAAUCACCUGGCUGAUCGUACAGAGAAAGAACUGGCAAUGAUGAGAGGUGUGAAACUAAGGAAAACCCCCAACAAAGCUCAACCUUUCCCCACUGAACUUCGCUCUCUCACUCUGCCAGACUCCUUGGACUGGAGGCUGUAUGGUGCUGUGACUCCUGUGAAAGACCAAGCAGUGUGUGGGUCCUGCUGGAGCUUUGCAGCAACAGGAGCACUAGAAGGUGCAUUAUUUCUGAAGACAGGGGAGCGUGUGGUCUUGUCUCAGCAGAUGCUAGUGGACUGUACAUGGGGCUUUGGGAACAAUGGCUGUGAUGGAGGAGAGGAGUGGAGAGCAUUUGAAUGGAUCAUGAAACAUGGUGGAAUCUCUACUGCAGAGAGUUAUGGUGGAUACACUGGCAUGAAUGGCCUGUGCCAUUAUAAUUCGUCCUUCCUUACUGCUCAUGUGAAAAGCUACACUAAUGUCACCAGUGGAGAUCUAGAAGCUCUGAAGGCUGCGCUGUACAAAUUUGGUCCUACUGCAGUUAGCAUCGAUGCUGCUCACCGUUCCUUUAGCUUCUACAGUAAUGGGGUGUAUUAUGAACCAGAAUGCAAGAAUGGAACAGAUGACUUGGACCAUGCUGUUCUGGCAGUGGGUUAUGGGGUAAUGGAUGGACAGCCUUACUGGCUGGUGAAGAACUCCUGGUCCACUUACUGGGGUAAUGAUGGUUAUGUGCUUAUGUCCAUGAAGGACAACAACUGUGGAGUGGCAACUGGAGCCACAUACGUUACCCUGUCCUAAUGUAAAUUGUAAAGAAAGCUGCUUAGAUAUACUGUUAAAUUAGAUCUGAUUUCAUGUUUGACUAAACAAAACAGCAUUUGCCUCUUUGAAAGAAGGUAAUAUUACAGAUGUAACAAAUUGUAUUGCACAUUUUGACCACAGGGUGUCACUCAAGUUAAACGUUUGUUCAUGCUGUUCACAUCACAAUUAUAAUGCAGAUUCAUUGUACAUGCACUGCGGUGUCUGUGCUAAUGGGUUUCUGCAGGAAAUGCUGGGUAUUAAACAUUUUUUUUUUUUAACUAGUCUUUAGUCUGAGGACUCUUACAAGGUGGUACAUAAUUGGGACAAAUAAUUUAUGAAUUAGUUGACAUCCAGGUAUCCAAUGCUUGGAUGUCUUAAAUUUGUUUUUCCAUUUUUUUGGGCAUGUUUUGUUCUUUUUAUAAUUAAAGUUAUGUUUACUA